AUAGACCCAACACAUUGAACACCACCUUAACAUCAAACAAACUACUUCAGACCCCCCACAAACUUAUCUCCUCUUCUCUUAUUUCUACUGCCUUAUCUUAUUCUUCACAACACACACAUACACACAAAAAUAACCACACUCCCAUGGAAGAUCAAAUCCACAACCACACUAAAAGAAUAAACACCAAUUCCACCACGUGCUUAAAACUCUUCGGUUUCAGCGUCCAAGAAGAAAACGAUGACGAAUCACAAGCAACACAACCACUUCAAGACGCGUCCGACUCAGCCGUAAAAGGCAGCACCGGCAACACUUCACCGUCCGGGUCGACCGAAUCCGUCUCUGUAGACGGUGGCACUUCCGGUUUAAAUCCGUCCUCAGGCGAUCGGAAAUACGAGUGCCAAUAUUGCUGUCGAGAGUUUGCAAACUCUCAAGCUCUUGGCGGACACCAAAACGCGCACAAAAAAGAACGCCAACAGCUUAAACGGGCACAGUUACAAGCUACACGAAACGCUGCCGUUUCGUUUGUUAGAAACCCGAUCAUCUCCGCUUUCGCUCCGCCAUCACAUCUGCUAGCUUCGCCGGGACAAGUGGUGAUGCCAGCUACUCCUCCUUCGUGGGUCUACAUGCCUCAACGUACUGCUCCUCCUCCUUUCCACGUGUCAGUUUCACACGGUUGUGCUUUCCCGUCUCCGAACAACAACGGUAUUGGUAACUGCAACGGUGGUGGCAACAAUUAUUUUAGCAUUAUAACAGGUGCAAGAUCCGCGAGUGCAGGUGUCUUACCGUGCGUUGGCGGUGUAGCGGAUUCUUCAACCACAUUGUCGACGAUGGGCUCAGAAGUACAUAGCAUGGCCCAGUUUGGGAAACUUGAUGGGCCAUCUUUGAGUAGGUUCACAAAAGGUGAUGUAGGGCCCAACUUUGAUGAUGGAUUUGGUUUAGAUUUACAUCUUAGCCUAGCCCCGCCUUGAUAUAUCGGCGCAGCUGAAUUCGGCUCGUUUUGAUUGGAUUUAUUUGAAAGUGUGAGUCAAAUGAUGUGAUGGUGUAGCCAUCUCUAGAUUCAAGCUUAAGACGCCGUGGCUAGCCGCUAGUAAUUCAGUUUCACAUCUUGUACAUUUUUUUCUUCCAUUUAUUUGUUUAUUUAAUUUUUUUCCCCUCUAGCAAUUGAUCAAUUUCACUUGGCACGGAUUGCAGUCAUUAAUUUUCUCAAGGACCACAUACAUAUAGACUAGUUUCCUUUUA
Molecule: messenger RNA, 1239 nt
Organism: Cicer arietinum (chickpea)
Lineage: Eukaryota; Viridiplantae; Streptophyta; Magnoliopsida; Fabales; Fabaceae
Product: zinc finger protein GIS3-like
Biological process (GO): cytokinin-activated signaling pathway; trichome differentiation; trichome morphogenesis
Cellular component (GO): nucleus
Molecular function (GO): transcription cis-regulatory region binding; DNA-binding transcription factor activity
Source: RefSeq, a predicted model, not a curated record